UUCAGCUGAACACCACGGAAGGUCCUUCCUUCCUGAUUCUCUACACCAAUCGUAUAUUAGCUAUAUAGCAAAACAGAUACUGUUAUUUUUGUUUGUGUUACAAAAGCCUUAAAUGGGAUCUAUGUUUCUUUAUCUGCUGUCUGCUGAUGACAGUAACCAAGUCUGAUUUUCUACUUGGUUACUAAAUUCAGAUUUCCUGUCCUCACCAUUUGUAACUCUAUAGUGUGCUUGUCAGAUUUUGAGGGUAAAGAAAAUACUAUGGUUGUAUACACACUUGGAUAAUUUUCCACAUUUUCUACAAUUACAAUGCUACAUUUUCAUUUUUACCAUGUACUGUAUAUGAUUUUGUUUGACUAAAACCAUUUUAUUUGAAUGUGUACUUUGAUCAAAUAGGGCAUCCAGUGGCCUAUGGGUUACCACAUAACUGUUCAGUCCAGGGUUAGAUUCUCGGCAGGGGGGCAUGUGUUUCAGCCCUCCGGAAAAAAAAAAACCUUCAAAAGGAAAUCAACACCCACCAAGAUCCUUUCAAAGGGAAAUCAACACUUAGAUUGCACACCUUCCUGCUACCACAGCUACUCAAACUACAGUUGAGCUGAGAGCGAUGAAUUGUGAAUCUCAACGGGCUGAGGUUGUCCCAUUGCAGGAGGAGAUGUAUGAUGGGACACCUGGACAGCCUGAAACAUCUACACUGGUUCAGUACACCACUGUAAACAUCAACACGGAGCCCCCCAAAGACGACAUCAUCUGGUCCCUCUGCUGCUUUGUCUACUUAAACCCUUGCUGCCUCGGACUGGCUGCUCUCAUCUACUCUAUCAAGGCCAGAGACCGGAAGGUAGCUGGAGAUCUGGAUGGUGCCCGACACUAUGGUUCCACUGCCCGAUGCAUCAACAUCUUGGCCACAGCUCUGGUUUUCAUCAUGAUCCUUAUUCCCAUUACUAUCAUCAUUGUGAGGAUAAAGGCAUAUUGAAGAGUAUGCUGCGAUCGACUUUUGGUUCUAAAUAAAUUUCAAAUAGUGCUCGAGUUUCCUGCUGCUGUGGCAUGGUGAAACUUGUGGUUCUUUGCUUUAUGCUCAUGGCACAAUUUGUAACUCUUUAUAUCUUUUUGCUUGCUUUCUCGAGCUGGUGUUAAAUUGAGGUCAUCCAUCUUUUCCAAAUGACAAGUUUUAGUCAGGUUUGACAUUGACGCCAGACUUUGUUUUUGCAAAA
Molecule: messenger RNA, 1205 nt
Organism: Xiphias gladius (swordfish)
Lineage: Eukaryota; Metazoa; Chordata; Actinopteri; Istiophoriformes; Xiphiidae
Product: dispanin subfamily A member 2b-like
Exons: 2
Coding region: 602-967 (121 amino acids)
Cellular component (GO): plasma membrane
Source: RefSeq, a predicted model, not a curated record